AGAUUAGCUAGGUGUAGCGCGACCACGCCAGUCCGGAGCUUGAACGCAGACCGCGCGAACGCACGCACCCAGUAACGUGUUAGGUAUCCGUGUUCCAAACUCAAAUAAGUGAUCAAAAUGGCAGUAAGCAGAUUGUCCAUCAUCAAGUUCUUGGAGCUGGCGCUGACAUGCUCGUGCGUGGCGCUCCACUACCACAGCUACAACCCCGAGGCUGACAUCGGCAUGCUGGUUACCGGGACCUUCAUCGGCUUCCUCAUCAUCUUCGCCGGCGCUGCUGCUGGUUACGUCAUGCAGACUCCCUCCCACAAGCGUGUGGACAUCUUCUACUCGCUCGCCGGUGUCGGCCUCUUCGUUGCCAGCGGUGCCAUCAUCAUUGACAGAUUCCAGGGUCAGUCCAACGAAUUCGCCAAGAAGAACUUGGCGAAGGCUUCCCUGGCCAUCAUUAACGGAGCCGUACUUCUGCUAGAUGCCGUCCUCACCCAGCGUGGUGGCUAAGCACCCUCUAUCGUCAGCGCCGCACAACAGAAACUCAACACAGACACCUAGCUGCUAGGUAUUAUCAACACAAACCACUAGAUGGCGCUGUUCUGAAACCUGCAUUAUUAUAAUGUUAUUAUUAUAAGGCUAUGAAAGCAGUUAUUUAUUUCGCGCCUUCUAUUCGCUAAACUUUUAUAAAGUUUACAGAAUACUUUCUAAGGUGAAUAGAAAGUAGUUUAUAUACUUUUUCAAGCACUGUUAUAGUAAGUACCUUAAAUGUUGUUGUUGUAAUUCCCUUUUAUCCGUCUGAAAAUUGUUAUCUAUAUAGAUAUUCAAUUAUAUGCUUUAUUUAUCUAAGUGUCCAGGCUUUGCUAUAAAUAAGACUGCAAUUUACUAAGAUUGCAUAAUUAUAUUAUAGCUUUACUAGUCGAUAAUUUACGAUACAUCCCUAAACAGUGAAAAGAUACCUACUCAUUUCAAUUCAUUUGUAAAAAGAAAAAUAUUUUCAUAGAUGGCAGCGCCUACAUUUACAUAAAUAUAAAUAAAUCCGACCAAAUAUAAAAAUAUUAAACAAAAACGAAUUAAGUAAAUGAGUCUUCUAAAAAUAAGAUUUUUCUAUUAUUUUUUUAUAUCGAAACCUGAUUCACAAACUUAGCAAGAUAAGAAUUAAAUGUUAUAAUAAUUUAGUGUCUACGCUAGACUAUAUAAUUACAUAGAUUGUAGUUAACUUAUUUUCCAAAUAUUAAAACUUUUCUGAUAUUAAUAUUGUGCAACAUGAUUAUAAAUUAUAUCGAAUAUUAUAAAUAUUUUUUUUAGAGUUGUUACUAAUUAAAUGAUACAGUUUCUUUUACUCACGUUUUCGGUAAAAUUAUAUAUGUUUAUGUAUAGUUACACUAGUUAUUAUAAAUAAGUCCCGGGUAACUUAAUGCUUUACGUUGAAUUAUACAUUCUGUUUGAGUACGUCGUCUCGUAAUCAAAUGGAAGAUGUAAGUACAUUUUUUAUAAAUUGUCACGUAAUAAUUAGA
Pectinophora gossypiella (pink bollworm) is the source of this 1502-nucleotide messenger RNA. RefSeq lists its product as uncharacterized. NCBI's taxonomy places the organism in Eukaryota, Metazoa, Arthropoda, Insecta, Lepidoptera, Gelechiidae. The record is from RefSeq and is a predicted model, not a curated record. The coding region runs from base 118 to 495 and encodes 125 amino acids. The transcript has 4 exons. Gene Ontology annotation, biological process: septate junction assembly.